Molecule: messenger RNA, 2407 nt
Organism: Seriola dumerili (greater amberjack)
Lineage: Eukaryota; Metazoa; Chordata; Actinopteri; Carangiformes; Carangidae
Product: transmembrane protein 79-like
Exons: 5
Coding region: 220-1539 (439 amino acids)
Biological process (GO): regulated exocytosis
Cellular component (GO): lysosomal membrane; trans-Golgi network membrane
Source: RefSeq, a predicted model, not a curated record
CCAGCCAGGUAACUUCUGACUUCACCAGUAAGGAGCAGGUGAACCAGUGAGCUUGCUUCUUAAAAGGAAAAGUUACGGAUUGUUUCUGCGAUGUGACCGAAUUAAAAACAGGGAAAACAACGAGCAUGACUUUUAGAAGCUGGAAGAAGCUUUGUUAACAGGGGGACUCUUCACAUCGCCACAGCUAUUGACUGAAAAGAGAGACAACUGGAUUUAAAAAUGUCUGGCCCCGGUGGUUUAGUGUCAGAAUUAAUUGAAGAUGUGGCACUUUCACCUGAUGGACCAACUGCAGAGCCAGAAAUAGCUGGAAGUAAAAAGCCACAAGAGAGUAACAGUGUUGAGGAAAGAAACAAGAUUACAGAUGAUGAAGAUGAAGAUGAAGAAAAGGUGUUGAAAGAGAAGGAAAAUCAAGAAGAGAACGAGGAAAUGACCAGCUCUGCUCUACUGGAGCCAAGCACGUUACCAUGGCCUGGAGACAAAGAGAAGAGGCCUCAGACGGACGACGAUGACGUCUGUUCAGAGUCUGAAGAGAGGGACACAGGGAUCAGCGGAGGAAGCCAAGACCUGUCCGAGAGUCAGACAGAGAGCGACAGAAAGAGCAAAGACAGGUGGAGGGAGAGCAUGCCCGAGGGAGAGAGGUGGAGGGAUGAUGAGAUCGAGGUGCAGCGAGACCAUAAAGGGGACAGCUCACUGGCAGAUGACGAAGAGGAAGAGGAGGAUGUUGAAGAUGGAGAGUCGAAUUGGAUCUCGGAGAAAACUGCUCUGGGUUUCACUCCACAAGUCACGAUCGUGCGUCCGUCCAGCAAAGAGCUUCCUGAGGAGAGCCGGCUCUUCAUAGAGAAGGACACUGAGAAGGAGCCGCAGGUGGAGUCCGACUCAGCAUUGCAGUUCUACCCAGAGUGGACGGAGCAGGACGACAAGUUCUACCUGUAUGAGCAUCUGUGUGGUGCAAAACUGAGGCUGGCUCUGGCGACGGCAGCUGCAGGGCUCCUCUUCCCUCUCCUGGUGUGGGGAGGUUACAGACUCCUUCCCUUUGACUCACCGCUGCUGGAGAGCGCUCCCCUCAGGGUGGUGUACACACUACGCUGCUCCUUCUUCGCCAUCAUCCCCAUCCUGCUCGGUGUGGUGGUGCAGGGCGUGGCCCGACUGCGUUACAGUGCGCUGAAGCCGCUCUAUCAGAGUCAACUGGUGCACAGAGAGGUCGCCGUGCACUGGCACUACGUGAACGAAUCACUGGCCCUCUUCCUCUUCUACUUCCUGCAGCUCGCUGUCAUGGCAACCUACAUCAGCCAGGAGCUGGUCAAACUGGUGCCGCUGCUCACCAUCAUGUUUGUUUUUGGCAGGCUGAUCUACUGGCUCUGCCUCUCUCUGGGCAGCAGCAUCAGAGGCCUCGGCUUCGGCUUCUCCUUCUUCCCCAUACUGGUCAUGCUGGGCGCCAACUUCUACUACGUCUGCUCGUCAGUCGGACAAGGGGCGGUUUUUGAAGUGGAACCACCCACGACCGCUCCUCCUCCUCCCAGUCAGCGUUGGUGGGGUUAAAGGCCGAUGUCCAUAAGACGGUGAGGUGCUAAGAGACAAACAACUGCAAACACCUGAAACAACAUGACUAAAUAACACUCAGACAGAAAACCUGCACCAGUCUUUUUGGUGUCUUUUUUUAAAGUUGCGAUCCUUAAGAUUUCAGUCCUGGUUUGGUGACACCUGUGGUUACUGAUGGUAACAGCAAAUGCGAUUUAAUACUGCAGCAAACACUCCUUGAAUAGGGUUGUCAGAAACACAGCAGAAGAGGAACAGGUGUAUCAGUUUACAGAGCAGCGAAACAAACUCAUGUUUUAACAAAGACGUCAGAUAAUCUAAACUGAUCAGAUCUAAACCGUCUGAUUUAAUUAAAAACUGCUGCCGACAAAUAACUGCGGGAAAAAUGACUGUCAUCGUGUUUUGUAGUUGGAUUUUUGAUUAACACGUUGUUUUUGUUUCCUGCGACUUCACAAUAAAAGCCACCCCGUGUUUUGCUAGUUGAAUGCUUUUAAUUUGAAGCAGCAGUAGGAAAGCAGCGACUUAAUACUUGAUCUGGAACAGUGCAAAGAGAGUGAACACUUAUCAGAAAGAUAAAAUUAUGCUGGAUUAUAGACAUACGUUUCCUGUGACUCACUUGUGCUUAUGAACUAAAAAAUUGGAAAUUGCUGUAAAAAUCCUGACCACAAAUGGGAUCAAAAUGGGGUUUGUUUUCAUGAAAAUCUUAAGGAUUACAACUUCUGUGUAAGAUAAUAUCUCUGUCCACAAAGAAAUUAUUGAUAUGAACCAGGCUGGGAGUGAAUUUGAAGCUCAGAUUGUAGACUCUGUAUGUUUUGUUUUUUUUUUGUUUGUUUUUUUUUAAGGCGAAUAUAUAACAAUAUUCACAUUGUAA